Salvia miltiorrhiza (redroot sage) is the source of this 1488-nucleotide messenger RNA. Its product is annotated as dynamin-related protein 4C-like. The transcript has 3 exons. Gene Ontology annotation, molecular function: GTPase activity; microtubule binding; GTP binding. The coding region runs from base 1 to 1488 and encodes 495 amino acids. Lineage: Eukaryota; Viridiplantae; Streptophyta; Magnoliopsida; Lamiales; Lamiaceae. Gene Ontology annotation, cellular component: cytoplasm; membrane; microtubule. The record is from RefSeq and is a predicted model, not a curated record.
AUGAACACAAGAUCUCACGGUAAUCCUCUUUUUGAGCUUGAUCCUGAAAUCAACGCUACUUUGCGCAAUCUCAAGAAGCAAAAGAAUCAAGCUGAGCCGGAUACGAUGGCUACCCCUGAGCAAAUUCAAAUUCGAGCUUUGAAAGAUCAAAUGAAAAAGCUACUGGAUGAAAAGGUGGCUGCAGAGGCUCAGAAGCCUCCGAUUAAUGAGGCAUUCAUACCGCAGUAUUUUUACCAGGAACCUCCACGUGUCAAUGUUAAUAAUUUCGAGCUGAAGACUGGUUUGAUCACAAUGGUCCAACAGAGUCAAUAUGGUGGACAUGCGAUCGAAGAUCCUAAUGCGCAUCUGGCGCAUUUUCUGGAGCUAUGCAGCACGUGUACCAAUCUCCUCAAAAUAUCCAAACACCAUCGCCAACAAGUUGAAGAAGAGGACCAAGAAUCAUCUCCGGCAACGGCUCAUGACGCCCCCAUCUUUUCCCCCUACAACGCCCGGACCCGGCCGCUGCUGGACACCGUAGACAAGCUGCGCCACCUCAAGAUCAUGCAGGAAGGCAUCCAACUGCCCACCAUCAUCGUCGUUGGCGACCAGUCCUCUUUGACUCUCGUCGUCAAGAAGAAAGCCAACGUCAUCGACGAGAUCAUGUACACCACUCAGGAAAUCGUCGGCAAAGGGAAGAUGAUCUCCAACACCCCCUUGACUCUUGUCGUCAAGAAGAAAGGCGUCCCCGACCUCACCAUGAUCGAUCUCCCCGGAAUCACUAGGGUUCCGGUCAAGGGCCAGCCGGAGGAUAUCUCCGAACAGAUCUCCAACAUCAUAAUGAAGUACAUUACGCCCGAGGAAAGCAUAAUUUUAAACAUUCUAUCCGCCGGCGUCGAUUUCCUGAUGUGUGAGUCGAUUCGGAUGUCGCAAAAAGUGGACAAAACAGGGCAGAGGACUCUCACCGUCGUCAUGAAAGCCGAUAAGUCGCCGGAGGGGCUACUCGAGAAGGUCGUCGCAGACGACGUCAACAUCGGCCUCGGCUAUGUCUGCGUCAGGAACUGCAUCGGCAACGAGACUUAUGAAGAAGCUCGGGAUGAAGAAGCCAACCUCUUCGACAAUAAUCCCCUGCUUUCGAGGAUUGAUAAGUCCAUUGUUGGGAUUCCUGCUUUGGCAGAGAGGUUGACGAUGAUUCAGGCCAACAUUAUCGUCAAAUGCUUGCCUGAGAUCGUGCGGAAGAUCAACGAGAAGCUCUCGGCCAACGUCGAGGAGUUGAAUAAAAUGCCCAAGCAUCUGAGCUCCAUCGCUGAAGUAAUGACUUCUUUCACGAACAUUCUCGGCUCCGCGAGAGAAUCCUUGAGGAAGAUCUUGUUGCAGGGCGAGUUUGACGAGUUUCCAUCAAAUGAUGAUAUGCACGCUACUGCAAAGCAAGGUUUUGAGAUUGGAUCUGAAUGGGGAAAAUUCGACACACUAAGUGGAAUGUUCUCUUUGAUGAGGAGGCAGGCACUAUGA